This is a messenger RNA of Lactuca virosa, 318 nucleotides long. NCBI's taxonomy places the organism in Eukaryota, Viridiplantae, Streptophyta, Magnoliopsida, Asterales, Asteraceae. The record is from the annotation of a GenBank genome assembly.
AUGCAAAGAAUCGGGAACUUUCUCAUCCAUGCUUCGAGAAGUGAUAGGGUUGGGCUUAAUUUGAUGUUGAGGGAGGACAUUUCGCCUAAUGUGCAGGAUUAUGAUAACAUAACUGCUCUUCAUCUAGCUGCCAGUGAAGGUCAUGAUUCGAUUGUAGAGCUUCUUCUACACUACAAGGUCGAUGUUAAUCUCGAUGAUAGAUGGCACAAAACUGGGAAGGAGACGAACGGGAUGACGGCAGCGGGGAACCGGGAAAACAUCACUGGUGAUUCUAGUUCUUCGACAGGGGAAGGAGACGAACGGGAUGACAGUCGUUGA